Messenger RNA from Encephalitozoon cuniculi GB-M1, 327 nucleotides. RefSeq lists its product as uncharacterized. The record is from RefSeq and is marked provisional. Gene Ontology annotation, biological process: tRNA splicing, via endonucleolytic cleavage and ligation; tRNA-type intron splice site recognition and cleavage. Gene Ontology annotation, molecular function: nucleic acid binding; tRNA-intron lyase activity. NCBI's taxonomy places the organism in Eukaryota, Fungi, Microsporidia, Unikaryonidae. Bases 1 to 327 code for a protein of 108 amino acids. Gene Ontology annotation, cellular component: tRNA-intron endonuclease complex. The transcript has a single exon.
AUGGGGACCCAUCAGGAGAAGAGAGAGGUUCUGAGAAGGAUGUUUCAGGAGAGGGGGUUUGUGGUGGGGGAUGGACUGAAGUAUGGAGUUGAUCUCCUGCUGUACACGGACUGCCCGUCGAAGGUGCAUUCGAGGUAUGGGAUUCUGAUAGACAGGAGGCACACCCUCCUGGACAUUGUUGGUGUGCAGAGAACAUGUGCCUCCGUCAACAAGGCCUUGGUGGUGGUGUUUUUCGAUGGAUUGGAUGUGCAGAUGGUGAGUGCCGAGAGGAUGGAGCUGAGCGGCGGCGGAGACAGGAGCUUGGCAGCAAGGAGCCCUGGGACUUAG